CAAUGCAUUGUGGGAUACAGAGUAAGAUGGAUGCGGCCGUUGGCAGCAUGUCGCAGCCGUAAUAACAUUAAUUUUAAAGUGUUAAAUCUCUGCAUCAGGCUUCAGUUUAUGCUCUGUCGUUACAAUUACAAAGGGACCCAACUGGCGUAAAGUUGCAGAUUCGCGUUGAAACAGAAAACAUGUCUGUACUGGGAGGUUUGCUGAGAGUUGGAGCGUCCUUGUGUCAGUCUGCUGGGACCCUGCUGAACACAGCCAGGACCAUUUCUACUGGUACAUGCUGCCAGAUCAGGAUGCAUGCCAUCCCUCAGCUGAAGAAGGUAGAUAGGUGGACUGAGAAGAGGAACAUGUUUGGAGUUUAUGAUAACAUAGGCAUAUUAGGAGAAUUUAAUGCUCAUCCCAAAGACCUCAUAAUGGCCCCCUGCUGGCUGAAGGGUUUCAAAGGUAAUGAAUUGCAGCGUCUCAUUCGAAAGAAGAGGAUGGUGGGAGACAGAAUGAUGACAAUGGACAGACACAACUUGGAAAAGAGAAUCAAAUUCCUCUACAGACGCUUCAACCGCACUGGCAAACAUCGUUAAUAUCAAACAAACCACCAGCACAUACAUCAAACCAGCCAAUAAGGACUGUUGGAGUCUAGUGGUGUGAUUUCAUGCUGUCACUGUGCUGUAUAUUGCCAUUUUUCUAAGUUAUGUGCAUAUAAAGAGAACUGAUUUGAAUAGCA
Messenger RNA from Seriola aureovittata, 718 nucleotides. It is a transcript of the gene mrpl51, whose product is annotated as mitochondrial ribosomal protein L51. Gene Ontology annotation, molecular function: structural constituent of ribosome. The transcript has 4 exons. The record is from RefSeq and is a predicted model, not a curated record. Gene Ontology annotation, cellular component: mitochondrial large ribosomal subunit. Gene Ontology annotation, biological process: translation. NCBI's taxonomy places the organism in Eukaryota, Metazoa, Chordata, Actinopteri, Carangiformes, Carangidae. The coding region runs from base 180 to 575 and encodes 131 amino acids.